AGCUAGCUCGGUUUAGUGUUUAUUACAUACAAUUUUCAACACAAUUUAACACUCGAUACAGCCGAAACCAAAAGCUUACUUUGAAAAACUUCGACACGUUAGACUGAAAUAUGUUUCGGAGCGUUCGUUGUACGAUUUGUUUAUGGCCAGAUUUAUUAACGAUAGUUAGCUUUCCGAUGCUACCUUCAAGCUAAGGAGGCACAUUAUCUGGCUAAUUGACAGGUCCAGUAGGUAUUUACUGUCGGUAAACAUACCGUUAGUCCAGACGUGUGAGAUUUAUCACUUAAUGAAUUUCUUCUUUUCACUCAUUACCCGGAAUACCGACAACAACAAGUGGAUGUAUUGUUGAAUAGCUCUGCGAUGAUGGCGUACAACUUCCUACAAUAUGUAGCAGAGUAUUCAAGAAAGAAAAUUUAAAUCGGAGCCCCCGUCUUUCGCUUUUACCCUCCGACUCAAACACACGGAACUCCAGCGUAUAAGACUUACAGGACACCCACGGAGUCUACCAUGUCGGACCUGGACACCCUCGUAGUCACCUUUCAGACCCAGCUCUCAGAUGUGAUGGAGGCUGUGGUGAAGACGGCGAUGUUUGAGGUCACCAGGCUGGUGGAGGACGUGGUGUUGGUGGAGGUGAAGCGCAGGAGCCAGGAGGUGGAGUCCCUGAAGAUGCAGCUGAAAUGGACCGAGAGUAAAUUCAGUGACCAAGGGGCGAAAGACGAAGGAAAGACUGGGAAGUGUGUGGACUGUGCAAGAGAUGAUGUGGAGCUGUGCACUGACACUGUAGAGGAAAGGCCUGUAGAGCAGCAGGAUGACGUGCUGAUAAACUGUGGUGUGAAGAAAGAGGGCGAUGCUGUUGAAAGAUGGAUAACAAGCAGCAGACAGGAAGUCAUACCGGAGACACCACAGGAGGAAAACAAUCCUUUAGACACUCAGAGCCCAGAAAAGGAAUCACAGGCAAUUGAAGAAGAAGAUGAUGUGAUGCCAGCUAUUGAUAUGAAGAAGGAAGAAGUUAUUAAUCCAUCUUGCUCUUCUGUGAAUUUGGGAGGAUGGAGUGGUACGCUUGAUGGUGAAGAAGUAGCAGAAUCAGACCAUACUUCUGAGAUGGUUGAGGCACAACCAAUACAGACUCAAGAAAACAAUGAGGAAUUGUUAAGGACUGUCAUUAAGCAGGACCCACAGAUAUGUACUGCUUAUGGAUUCUCUGAAGACCAGCAGGCAUCACACAUUGCUACAGAUCAACCUCAUGUUUCAUCUUUGGAAAUGGACACCAGUUGGGCUGGCCUGACUGUCAAAGCAGCUGGAUUGCUGCAAAAUCACAGACUUGGAGCUGAAAAGGAACGGGAUUCAGUCAAAACUAAAGGCUCUCUGAAGCGUACAGAACACGAGCUGUCCGACUCUGUCAGAGCAGAUGUUCAGGUUACCCCAGGCAGAGAUCAGAUUUCAACCUCAGGAUCCCCUAAGGCAAGACUGCAGCACAGUGAUACUUUGGGAGUGACUAUCAAGGAAGAAGUUAUCAUCGAUUCUGAUGGGUGUGAGGAAAGUGAGCAUGUAGAAAAGAAACUGACAAAGUCUGGGAUGGCUUCUUUCUCCUGUUCAGUAAAGCAACACAGGGUGAGCUCAGAAGCACACAAACCAAACCACAUCUACCAUAAAGCCACUGUGCAGGAGGUUAUGAAGCUGCAUUCCAAAGUGGGUACGGGUCUCAGACUGCAAGCUGCUAUACAGCACCUCCACCGACCGAUGAAAAAGCCCCCUCACACACUUUUGAGUAAUACUACUGCAGCGCUGUCUGUAGCUCACUCUCAGGUUGUAAACCUAAAUAACCUCAACAGAAUUCCUUCCACAUCCAAAGCCGCUCCUCCUCCGACCCCCUCAGUCCAGCGAGUUCAUCUGGGCGACAAACAAACUUCAGCACUUAACCGAACUGGCGCUCCGUGGGUCAGCGUCAAAUCGCAGCAUCAGUCGGCGAACUCUCACCACGCCAACCCCGCCCCCCAUCCAGACUCUCACCCUCACGUGGGCCCCAGACACCUCCUGCGCUGUGGCCAGUGCGGGAAGUGCUUCCCCCACCCCAGCAACCUGAAGGCCCACCUGCAGACUCACACGGGCGAGCGGCCUUUCUGCUGUUCGCUCUGCGGGCGCAGCUUCACGAAGCUGAGCAACCUCAAAGCCCACCGACGCGUCCACACUGGAGAGAGACCGUACUGCUGCUUGGCCUGCGGCAAACGCUUCACCCAGAAAUGUAACCUGAAGCGCCACCAGAGGAUCCAUCUGGAUGUAUGAUGAUGGACAGCCAAUGGUCAAAAGAUAAAUUUGGUGUGUGUGUGUGUGUGUUUCUUAUAGGCUACAUCCACACUAAUACAUUUUCAUUUUAAGGUGCAUAAUGUUUACUACAUUGACGCCUCGUGUCCAUACUACUUGGCAUUUUAAGAGCUCUAAAACUGAGAGUUUCAGUUUAAAAACUCUGGGAUGUGUUGUAGCCUUGAACGAAGACAGACGGAGACUUACUAACAAUGAUGCAGUCACAAGGUUGAUUCUUCUGAUUCGUCUAAAGUAUCAAUAAGCGUUCACUGCUUUAUAUCGUGACAGUUUUCCAGAAGAAAACAAAAAAAUCUGCCUUGACUACCUGUGGUUAAUUCAACAUGUAUAACAAAUUGCAGGUGUUGCUUACCUUGUUGUCUUAUUCUAGCAACUGUUGUGCAGUUCAGAAAAUCGCUUCAUUUUUCGCCAGUGCUGUUCUUCCUCCGUAGUAUUUUUCUACAACUAAGCAACUUGUCGUUUACAUCGGCACCUGCAUGUCCAGUUUACGUGAACGGUCGUGUGAUACGCGGUUUCGGGAGUGUUAAUCUGAACAACACUCUCCUGGACAGAGAUCGUUUUCGUGGUAAAAACCCGGCUUUCAAAAUGAAAACGCGUCAGUGUGGAUGUGGCCUUUGAUUAAGACGCUACAGAGUUUACGUUGCAGUGCAGUACAAACCGUGUGACGCAUUGCAAAGACUGCUUCUGUGUACUUGUCUGUAAAAGUGUCAUCCCGAAUUCUUCUGUGCAUUCCAGAGAGGUUCAUCUAGUAAUUUAUGGAGGUGUUUUAGUGUUAUUAACAGACGAAAGGCGGUGUGUUGUUCAAUGUUUCAUGCGCAGAGGUAGAUGCAACUUGUACUCAAUAAAUGACUGUGAAUACUCUGA
Messenger RNA from Stegastes partitus (bicolor damselfish), 3183 nucleotides. Its product is annotated as GDNF-inducible zinc finger protein 1. The record is from RefSeq and is a predicted model, not a curated record. Gene Ontology annotation, molecular function: DNA-binding transcription factor activity, RNA polymerase II-specific. Gene Ontology annotation, cellular component: nucleus. Gene Ontology annotation, biological process: regulation of transcription by RNA polymerase II. The coding region runs from base 508 to 2283 and encodes 591 amino acids. Lineage: Eukaryota; Metazoa; Chordata; Actinopteri; Pomacentridae. The transcript is spliced from 4 exons.